Molecule: messenger RNA, 1336 nt
Organism: Macrosteles quadrilineatus (aster leafhopper)
Lineage: Eukaryota; Metazoa; Arthropoda; Insecta; Hemiptera; Cicadellidae
Exons: 6
Coding region: 173-1054 (293 amino acids)
Source: RefSeq, a predicted model, not a curated record
UCUACUUGUAGUCUUUAACGUACAUUUACUGAAUAUUUAAUUCAUGACACAGAUUAUUAUCAAGAUACUAGAAAAUGUUGCAUAAUGUCACCGCUAAAGCAAGAUGAAUCUCACUGCAAGUUUUGCUUCCAAAACUCAUACAUUUUUUGUAUGACUUGCCACUGUAUGAAGUAUGUUUUUAAUAGGUAAUUUAAGACAUGUUAUUGUGGAAUACUUGACGUUAUCAGUGUUACUUUACAAUGCUUUAGGAAACUACACCGCCUACGAUCCAGUCGAAAUGCUAGGCCACAACAUCACCGAACCAUCUGACGACAUUCCAUGGUAUAAUGAUGGAGGCCCUUGCUACUCUUUGAAAACUGCCCUGGAUAUAUUCACCAAAGAUCUUUACCAGACUGAUCAAGGUGUUAGAAUUCUAUUGGACAACUUCUACGCCAACGUCGCACAGUUGAAGCGAUCUCCACCACUUAUAGCAAGCCGAAAGCCUUUCAUAGUCAUUGAGGGUAUGCAGAGAAGGUUGAGGUAUAUUGUCACUCGCAAGGUGGCUCGCUACCUUAAAGGGAUGGAAGUUUACAACCCCCCGCCUGGGUAUCUGGAGCUGCGUUCGUGGUUCAAUCACAGCUCAUCUCUAAGACGAGCGUAUUUCGCACUCUGCGUCUACAUCGCUGCCAACAACGUGAAGAUGACGCUGCCUUACCGGGCCGCUGUUAUGUCAGGGUAUUGGCUGGACCAAGCCACGUUUGCUCUUGCCAAGAAGUAUCGGCCAGGCCUGCCUCCAGACGAUUCUACAGACUGGAAAUGGCCGGAGGACCUCCUCAAACCGGAUUUAAUAUUCUAUUUGACAAACAAAGAAGAAAUUGACCCAACAAUGACUCAAUAUUUCCCUACAAGAAAACCAGAUCCUUUGAAAGAAAUAAUUGGACAAAUAUUCAGGAAAUGGGAAGAUCCGAAACUAAUCUUUAUCCAAAACAGUACAAGAUAUCGAGAGAUUGUGGCAGAAAUGAUUCCACACAUAAACAACAUGCUGUACAACUGGAGAAUACAGACAGAGUCUUGAAAUAUACCUCGUUUUUAUAAUGUGCUCUUGAUCAUUACCCAUGUAUAGGGGUCUCAAUUCCGGGCCUUCAAUCCAAUCCCGGGAUUUCGGGAUUCGUCUCAGCCAAUCCCGGGAUCCCGGGAUCAACUUUUUAGCCAUUUUUAAUUAGCGAGAAGUCCCAUCGUUGAGUACUUUAAUGUUUUAAACUGGCCUUACCAGUGUACACACACAAUUAAACUGCAAAAUGUUUCCGUUUUCUAAGUAAAUAAAUAUUACCACGCGGAACUUUCAUCGCCCGUAUUU